AUGGAUGUGCACGUCCGCCCGAGCUCAAAUGCAAAUAGUCGAGGCACCUGUGCCAAGGCCUGCGUGCUCAUCUCCUCGGUGGUGAUCGGGGUCAUAGGAGUUUGCGCGGUGCUCCUGAUGGCCUACAAGGACUCGCGUUUUCUAAUGCAUGCUGGCCACUCUCUGCGGAAGGUGAACCGAGGAGGCGCGACCACUGAUUUCUUUGCCAACAAUUUGACACAAGAAACGUUACUUACAGGAGCAAGAGAUGGCCGCGGUGUCAGCAUCGCGGGCAAUGACAACUGCACCAACCAGUUGUGCCUGCCGGAAGCCGGCUACCUCGUAUCUCGGCUGAACCUGAGCGUCGGACAGUGCGACGACUUCUACCGCUUCGUGUGCUCGGACCGCUGGUUCGAGCAUGAGACUCAGGAACUGCCGUUCCGCUUCUCCAGCGUACAGCACGUAUACGAUACGCUGCAGCGAUACACCAAAGACGGGCUGCUCAACCUGAUAAACAACGAAAAGCUCGAUGCCUCGUCGGCCUUGGUCAAAACGCUGAUGUUCGUUGAGAACUGCACCUCUUCAGCGACCAGGUUGCAGAGCGAGCCGGAGCAUUUCGAGGCGGUGAUGCGACGUUUCGGACUGGGCCUCUUUCCGUACACCUCUCGUCCUCUACGGUCCAGCAGCGUCCACUUCGUGCUGGCCACUAUGGCCAGGGAGCUCGGCCUGUUCCCAAUUUUUGCCGUUACAGUGCUGCCUGCCAACAGAAGGAAGAAAAGGCAUCACACCAUCGUGCUCAAGCAGAGGCUGCGAAGAUGGCACGAGGCUGACCUGCUGAGUGCGGAGACCUACCACUGGGUGCUUAAGAAGUCCGCCUCGCUCCUUCCGUCCAUUCAGCAUCUGACCAUGCAGCAGUACCAGGAUGUGCUCAAGAUCUCCAAGGAACUGCUCAUGAUGGCAGCGUACAGGCCUCCUGUACCCGAGCACACCUUGGUCAGCGGCGCCGAAUUCGCCAUGUACGAGAAGAUCAACCUUACUUCGUUUCUCGCUACCCUAUUCGAGCAGUCCCACGUGUACACCAAGGAGUCGUUAAUCGCCGUCAACUCGAAGGCCUAUUUCCACCGGCUGUUCACCUACCUUGACACCGGCAUUGACGAGUGA
Rhipicephalus sanguineus (brown dog tick) is the source of this 1140-nucleotide messenger RNA. RefSeq lists its product as uncharacterized. Gene Ontology annotation, molecular function: metalloendopeptidase activity. NCBI's taxonomy places the organism in Eukaryota, Metazoa, Arthropoda, Arachnida, Ixodida, Ixodidae. The transcript has 11 exons. The record is from RefSeq and is a predicted model, not a curated record. Bases 1 to 1140 code for a protein of 379 amino acids. Gene Ontology annotation, biological process: proteolysis.